Molecule: messenger RNA, 3009 nt
Organism: Salmo salar (Atlantic salmon)
Lineage: Eukaryota; Metazoa; Chordata; Actinopteri; Salmoniformes; Salmonidae
Product: XK-related protein 6
Biological process (GO): engulfment of apoptotic cell; phosphatidylserine exposure on apoptotic cell surface; apoptotic process involved in development
Cellular component (GO): plasma membrane
Source: RefSeq, a predicted model, not a curated record
GCAGCGGGAAGGAGCGGACGGCUCAUAGGCUGCUGUGGUGUGUGUGUGUGUGUGUUGAUCAGUGGAAUGAAGCGCACGGACAGACAGGCAGAGAGGCAGGCGGGGGAAGGCUGAAUUAUUACCACAGCUCCACAUGGAUGAGGAUUAAUUCAUUGGAUUUUCACACAAUUACGUCUCAACACACACACACACGCACGCACGCGCGCACACACACACACACACACACACACACACACACACACACACACACACACACACACACACACACACACACACACACACACACACACACGUCUGUUAGCUGGAAGAUGCUGCAUUAGCUCAUAACAAGCCACUGUCUCCCUAGAUGACCGUGGUGAGUCAGCCAGGCAGGAGAUGCAGAGGGCGAGAGAGAGAGGGGGAUGAAGGAGGCUAGAGGAGAAGAGGAACAGGAACGGAUUCCGCCGCUGCCGCUGGUCGCGAGGAGCACCUGGUAUGAGAGGGGAUAGAGUGUUUCCUAGAGAGGAGGAAGGGGAGGAGGGAUGGAGAGGAGGCCGUCGUGCAGUGACAGGCUAUGAUGGCUCCUCGCUCCCCGGGAGAGUCAGAGACAGAAACACAGCGGCUGGGGAAGGACAGGAGGUAUUUGGAAAGUGACGUGGGAUCAGAGGAGGGUGUCUUUUGGUUUGGGACGAAAGGAACGGGAGUAACAUGGCCGCUCAGUCUGAUGGAGGGGGAUGGGGAGAAACGGGGGAGGGGGUGUUUGAUGGAGACACAGAGGGAGACUGUCAGCCUCUGGAAUCUGCAGCCAUUCACAUCUGUCUCUGUUGCCACUCUGCUGUCUGCUAUUGGGGCUGUCGCUCCAACUGCCUGGGAAACCUGCUGGGGGAGGACACUACUGGAGGGAUCGGAGGGACCGGAGUUGGCAGGGGUAGCGGUUUAAGGGAGACUCGCUGCCCGCCAGAGGAGGGCCUGUGGCUGGACUGUCUCUGGCUGAUCCUGGCUCUCCUCGUCUUCUUUUGGGACGUGGGAACAGACCUACUUCUCGCUGCAGACUACUACACCAGACAGGACUAUCUGUGGUUUGGUCUGACACUUUUUCUUGUGCUGGUGCCGUCGAUGGUAGUUCAGAUCCUGAGUUUCCGCUGGUUCAUCCAGGACUACAGCGGAGAGUGUAUGACAACCUGGCUGGGGACAGUAGACUGCAGCAAGGGAGGAGAGAGAGAAAAGCUGACCAGGCGAGGGCCAGCCGACCAAAGAUGGGUUUAUCCCGGGACAGACCGGGUAAGAGUGGCCUCAGUGUGGCUGUGGCAGAUCACCAUACACAUUCUACAGCUGGGACAGGUCUGGAGGUAUAUCCGUACGUUGUACCUGGGUAUCCAGUCCCACCGUAUGAAGGAGCUUAAGGAGGCCCAGAGGAGGUUCUACUGGGCCAUGAUGUUUGAGUAUGCAGACGUCAACAUGCUGCGGCUACUGGAGACCUUCCUGGAGUCAGCUCCUCAACUAGUACUGCAGCUCUGUAUUAUGAUACAGCAGAACCGUGCUGAAACUCUACAGUGUAUAUCUAGUCUAGGCUCUCUUCUGUCUCUAUCCUGGGUGUUGGCUUCGUACCACAAGCUCCUGCGUGACUCCAGGGACGACCAGCGCAGUCUGAGUUACCGCGGUGCCCUUCUCCACCUUCUCUGGCGCCUCUUCACCAUCUCCUCCCGCGUUCUCUCUCUCGCCCUCUUUGCCUCCCUCUUCCACCUGUACUUUGGCAUCUUUGUGGUGCUCCACUGGUGUGGCAUGGCACUGUGGGUGGUGCAUGGAGGAACAGACUUCUGUAUGUCUCGCUGGGAGGAGGUGCUGUUUAACAUGGUGGUGGGCAUCGUCUACAUCUUCUGUUGGUUCAACGUCAAGGAGGGACACACCAGGGGACGCAUGGUUGCUUACUACUCUGUGGUACUGGCUGAGAAUACACUUCUCACCGGACUGUGGUAUGUGUAUCGUGACCAUGCAGACACAGACAACUACGCGGUGCCAGCGUUGUGUGGUGUCUACCUGUCCUUUGCGGGUGGAGUACUGGUGAUGCUUCUAUACUACGGCCUUCUCCACCCCUCACACACACACCCCACCCCGGCCUCAACCUGCUGUGACGAGCUGCUGUGGGGUAACCCCCUGCCCCCCUCCGCCCCGCCAACCCCAGCCCACCUGGUCACCCCUUCCCACAGUGAUGACGUCAUCGCAGACAGCUGUCUGCCGGUGUUCCAGGUGCGUUCAGAGCCCCCCACCUCACGCCAUUUCGAGGGUCCUCUGAUAAAGAUUGACAUGCCCAGGAAACGUUACCCAGCCUGGGAUGCUCACUAUGUGGACAGACGGCUGCGAAGAACCAUCAACCUACUGCAGUACCUGACACCUGCAGCCGCAGGCAUUCGAUACAGGGACAGAUCUCUGCUCUAUGAACUACUGCAGUACGAGUCUUCUCUCUGACACACAUAUACAUACACAUACAGUUGAAGUCGGAAGUUUACAUACACUUAGGUUGGAGUCAUUAAAACUCGUUUUUCAACCACUCCACACAUUUCUUGUUAAACUAUAGUUUUGGCAAGUCGGUUAGGACAUCUAGUAAUUUUUCAAACAAUUGUUUACAGACGGAUUAUUUCACUUAUAAUUCACUGUAUCACAAUUCCAGUGGGUCAGAAGUUUACAUACACUAAGUUGACUGUGCCUUUAAACACCUUGGAAAAUUCCAGAAAAUUAUGUCAUGGCUUUAUAAGAUUCUGAUAGGCUAAUUGACAUCAUUUGAGUCAAUUGGAGGUGUACCUGUGGAUGUAUUUCAAGGCCUACCUUCAAAAUCAGUGCCUCUUUGCUUGACAUCAUGGAGAAAUCAUAAGAAAUCAUAAAAAGAACUCAGAAUAAAAUUGUAGACCUCCACAAGUCUGGUUCAUCCUUGGGAGCAAUUUCCAAACACCUGAAGGUACCACGUUCAUCUGUACAAACAAUAGUACGCAAGUAUAAACACCAUGGGAUCACGCAGCCAUCAUACCGCUCAGG